GUUUCCAAAGUUGUGAACGAAGUGUAUCACAUGUACAACAGACACCAGCAUCCAUGUGUUGUUCUGAACAUAUGUGCGGACUCAGAGUCUGUUGACAUCAAUGUAACACCCAACAAAAGGCAAAUAUUUCUGCAAGAAGAAAAGCUUUUACUAGCAAUUCUAAAAACUUCAAUGAUGGGAAUGUUUGGAAGUGAAGUUAACAAACUUGUCCUCAGCCAGAAGCUGAUGGAUGUUGAAGGAAACGUUAAACCUGGGGUUCAAAAUGAGGCAGAAGCACCUGUCUUGGAAACGCGUCAUUCCUUCUCUCAGGAUCUGGGUGGAAAUGCCAAAAUAGCAAUGACCGUGGCCAGACUUCGGGAGUCAAAAUCAAG
This is a messenger RNA of Sceloporus undulatus (fence lizard), 371 nucleotides long. Its product is annotated as mismatch repair endonuclease PMS2-like. Gene Ontology annotation, biological process: mismatch repair. Gene Ontology annotation, molecular function: mismatched DNA binding; ATP binding; ATP hydrolysis activity. The transcript has 3 exons. The annotation marks the transcript as partial. Gene Ontology annotation, cellular component: MutLalpha complex. NCBI's taxonomy places the organism in Eukaryota, Metazoa, Chordata, Lepidosauria, Squamata, Phrynosomatidae. The record is from RefSeq and is a predicted model, not a curated record.